This is a messenger RNA of Megalopta genalis, 1951 nucleotides long. RefSeq names its product signal recognition particle 68 (gene Srp68). Gene Ontology annotation, biological process: SRP-dependent cotranslational protein targeting to membrane. The record is from RefSeq and is a predicted model, not a curated record. Gene Ontology annotation, cellular component: signal recognition particle, endoplasmic reticulum targeting. Lineage: Eukaryota; Metazoa; Arthropoda; Insecta; Hymenoptera; Halictidae. Gene Ontology annotation, molecular function: 7S RNA binding; signal recognition particle binding; endoplasmic reticulum signal sequence receptor activity.
UGUGAUUGUCGGGUUCGUGGCGACAGAGGCUUGGUGAAAAUUGAAUACGUGGUUGCAAGACGAUGGUGGUCGAGCAAAGGAAUAUCGAGUUGUUAAAAGAAAACCAAGCAAAUGACGCUACGGGUCCGAAGGAACAGAAGACGUACUCGCUGGAAAUCUUAAAAAUCAUCAAAGAAGCACAGCAACAACAUGGGUUGAGACACGGAGACUACCAACGGUAUCGAGGCUAUUGUUCAAGGAGACUAAGGCGUUUGAGAAAAGUAUUAAAAGUUCCACAGGGAGAUAGACGCCAUUUCAAAAGGAAAGAUAUAACUGCUGUGAUGGUUAGCGACGACAAAUUUCUACAAGUUCCCCUGAUGAUGUCAGAACGUGCUUGGAGUUAUGCUAUGCAGUUGAGACAAGAAUCUAACACAGAGCCAAGAAAAAAAUUUCAUUUGAUAUCUAGACUAAAGAAAGCUGCUACUUAUUCCCUGCAGUUGCAGGAAUUGAUAGAGAACAUUAACUGCGAUGCAAGAACAAAACUAGAAGCUCAAGCCUAUGUUGCCUGGAUACACGGUUCCUUGCACUUUGAGCUACAAUUAUGGAAGAAAGCUAUGGAGAAUUUGAAGAAAGCUCAGGUAGUGUAUGGAAAGCUGGCCUCUGCACUACCAGAACUAGAGCAAGUGAUGUACAACGCGAGGGUGGAGGAACUUGCUCCUAGCCUUAGAUACUGCGCUUAUAAUAUCGGAGAUACCACUGCCAUAGACGACUUAAUGCAAAUGCGAGGUCAAUUGAGCGGAGAGCUGUUAGCUAGCUUAGACUCUUUGAUGGCCCAAACCCGUGAGAAACAGUCGAACACGGAAGAAGUAACAUGGCGCGGUAAAUCCUGCGGUAUGGUACCGCCUAGAGCAGCAGGUCUGCUAAUUGCGGACUCUAGAUUGAAUCAAACGUUGGAUAAAGCAGCCACAAAUGAAGCUAAGAUCGAUCUAUUGGAAGCACACUUGAUAGAUUGUAAAGACGCGAUCUCGGCUGUGAGAGACUUCUUCAAGAACGAGCUUAAGAACAAAGACAACGACAAGCUAACGGCACCACAACACCUAAUCACCUACCUACAAUAUAUUAGAUUGUCGCGUACCUUGGAGAGGAAUCUGGCACUGAUUAAGGCUGCUGAAGAGUCUGCUAAAGCGAAGCCACAGGACAUUGUAAGACUAUACGAAGCAGCUCUGCAUAAUCUCGUUGAGAUCUCACAGUUGCAGGACGAUGAAGAGUUUGUACGGGAACAGGAAGCUAAGACGAAGAGCUAUAGGGCCUUUAGAUGUUAUUACAUGGCCCAGUCUUUAGCAAAUCUUCACCGAUGGAGGGAAGCCAUGGCUCUGUAUCAGAGGUCCGCGCAACAUGUGAAAGAUGCACUAAAUUAUGGUAAAAUGCUUCCCGAGCCAUUGAAGGAGGCUCUGCAGAAAUUGGAGACCUCCAUUGAGGGUGCAAAGUACGCCGCCCAUGCGCACAGUGUGUUAGAAGAAGGGCAAGAAGAAGAACCUGGCACCAAUAAAUAUACUAAGACAAAGAAACCGCUGUACGAACGUUUACAGGAGUACAGAGAAGACCCAGCGCUUCUAACGAAGCAACCCAACGUUUAUAAACUACCACCAUCCAUGCAGCCUAUCCCCUGCAAACCGUUGUUCUUCGACUUGGCCUUCAACAUGGUCGAGUUUCCGGAUUUAAGCGAGAAAUUGGGAGACCAAGCCAAGAAGGGCGGCCAGGCCGGUCUCACAGGAUUCGUUAAAGGUUUAUGGGGCUGGGGAAAUAAAUAAAACAAGUCUAUUGUAAGCGAAAGAUACUGGAUUUUUGAUGUUAUCGCACGUGGUGCGGUAAUGCGUUUUUACCGGUUCUCAAAUAUCUCGAUGAGCAUCGAGUUUUCACUUAUACCAACAGCAAUAUUGAUUAAAGGAAAUAAAGAAAUAUUAUUAAUAUA